This is a messenger RNA of Leguminivora glycinivorella, 1380 nucleotides long. Its product is annotated as lipase member H-like. Lineage: Eukaryota; Metazoa; Arthropoda; Insecta; Lepidoptera; Tortricidae. Gene Ontology annotation, molecular function: lipase activity. The transcript has 3 exons. The record is from RefSeq and is a predicted model, not a curated record. The coding region runs from base 119 to 1207 and encodes 362 amino acids.
UAAAAUUAUUCGGAAAUAACAAAUUAAGAAAAAAAAUAUUUUUUAUAUAAAAAAUUGUAGUAUAGUUAAACUGCUUUCCGUAUUAACAGUGUUGUGAUAAAUGAACUAAGAUUUAAAUAUGACGAAAAUGUUCAAAAUUUUAUGUUUGUCAUUAAUUUCUUUGUCUGUGUCGGCAAUAGAAUACUCCAAAGUUAAUCAAGGCAUAUCUAAUGGAUUUCUUUCAGACUGUCCUGGGUCGACAAAGCCUGCCAAGAUCAAGCAUAAAUCCUUAGAACAGCUAAAACUGGCCGUUUUAGGACCAGGAAACGUGCUAUUGGCACAAUGGUCUGAGUACAAUUACUUCCAAAUGAAGAAAUUAUCCAAAAAUCCUGAACUAGACUUCACGAAAAAGACGAUUGUGUAUUUUCCUGGAUAUUUUGAAACGAAUGUGCUCCCUGGUCCGAGAACAAUUGGAUCUUUGUACAAGGAAUUGGGAUACAACGUGCUUAUUUUGGAUUACUUUUAUUUCACCGUCAAUCAUUUCCCACUAGCAGCACGCAUGGUUCGGCCAGUAGGCAAACAUGUAGGCGAAAUGCUAGCUAACCUAACAACGUUGGGGUUAGAUCCCAAAAAGCUGGAACUAGUCACUUUUAGUCUCGGCGGCCACGCCGCAAGCUUCGCAGCCAAAAACUACCGCCAACUGACCGGCAAAAAUAUCUCAGCUAUCACCGCUUUGGAACCAUCUGGGCCUUGCUUCAGACACCUCGGACCCGACCAAAGACUAGACCCGUCUGACGCCGACUUCGUAUUCACUGUACAUUCGAAUAUAGACGCUUAUGGCAUAGCAACUCCACUAGGACAUGUAUCAAUAUUUGUCAACGGAGGCGAAUAUCAGCCGAAUGAGGUUUGGAGCAUACCUUGCACCAUUUUCUGUAGUCAUUCGAAAACGUAUUUCUUGUGGAUGUCAGCACUUAUAAAUCCUGGCAUUUUCGUCGCGAUGCAGUGUGAUUCUGUUCAGCAGGCGAGGGACGGAAAUUGCUACGAGAGGAAACCUACAGUGUCGAACACUAUGGAUAUAUUUGUUGAUAAAAGUAAGCCGGGGAUAUAUUAUCUGCCUACGUUUAACCGAUACCCUUACGGGCUGGGAACGAAGGGUUUGAAGAGGGAAGAAAACCAGUAUGUGAAGCAUUUGAAUUGGCUGAAUGCGGAGGAAGUGCUGACGAUGUAGGGGAGAUAAAGGCAAUCUUGGGCGAUGUGUGAUGGCAGAAUUUAUUGUCAGAUUUCUUAUUAACAUGAAAAUACGUACGAGAAGAAUUUCUGAUGAGGAACUCGUGAGUUACUCUAAGUUGGUGGGCUUAAGUUACUACCAUAGUCACUGGAAAAUAAAAUAAUUCUAAAUUA